Talaromyces amestolkiae is the source of this 888-nucleotide messenger RNA. RefSeq lists its product as uncharacterized. The record is from RefSeq and is a predicted model, not a curated record. The transcript has a single exon. Gene Ontology annotation, molecular function: catalytic activity. Bases 1 to 888 code for a protein of 295 amino acids. NCBI's taxonomy places the organism in Eukaryota, Fungi, Ascomycota, Eurotiomycetes, Eurotiales, Trichocomaceae.
AUGGCUCGACAGGCAAGUGCAGUUGCCCUGCGAAAGCUACUCAACAAAUCCAAGCCAGCAAUUGCCAUGGCAUCCCACAAUCCACUGAGUGCAAAUUUAGCAGCCGAAGCCGGAUUCAAUGCAAUCUGGGUUAGCGGGUUCGAACUGUCUGCAUCCUAUGCUGUGCCCGAUGCAAGUCUGCUGCCGAUGAGUACUCACCUUGAGAUGACUCGGUCGAUAGCAGAGUCCCUGGCAGACAAAAGUUUCCCGCUUGUCGUGGACGUCGAUACAGGGUUUGGAAAUGCAAUCAAUGUGGCUUAUAUCAUUCCACGAUUUGAAGCAGCCGGUGCAGCUGCGGUGGUUAUUGAGGACAAACAUUUCCCCAAAGACAGCAGUCUGAGGACCAACGGUAGACAGGUUCUAGUGACCAUUGAAGAAUUUCAGGGCAAAAUAGCCGCUGCAAAAGCCAAAUCCGAUUCGAUGCUCAUCAUUGCACGGACCGAAGCCCUAAUUGCCGGUUUGGGACAAGAGGAAGCCCAACGCCGCGCUCUUGCGUAUGUGGAAGCUGGGGCAGAUGCUAUAUUAAUACAUAGCAAACAACUUACGCCAGAGGAAAUAUUAUCUUUUUGUCGUUCGUGGCCGGAUGAGCAGGUUCCUCUCGUGCUUGUGCCGACCAGUUAUCCACAACUUUCGUUUACGGAUAUCACGGCUCUUGGUAAAGUUGGUUUGAUUAUCUGCGGAAAUCACGCUAUACGCGCUUCUGUUGCUUCCAUGAGAAACGUGUUUGGCAGAAUACUAAAGGAUGAUGGCUUGGCUGGUGUUGAAGAAGAUAUUGCAUCUGUUUCGGAGAUCUUUGAGCUCCAGGGCGAUUCUGCGAUGCGUAAAUUGGAGAAGGAUUAUCUACGCUGA